AAAAUGACAGCAAGACUUCAAAGAACAACCCUUGGUUUGGCCUUCUUUGGCCUCUUUGGGGUCCUGGAGGCAGCAACAAUAGCGUGCAAAAAUGAAGAUGGCGAAGCCGUGGACUGGUUUAUUUUCUAUAAGUUACCCAAAAGGCAAAACAAGGACAGCAGAGAGCCUGGGCUAGAGUACCUUUACCUAGACUCCACAAUUAGAAGCUGGAGGAGGAGUGAACAGCUAAUAAAUGCCACCAAGAGUGCUUUGGGAAGGACUUUACAACAGCUGCACGAAGCCUAUGCUUCCAAGAGUAACAACACAGCCUAUCUACUAUACAAUGAUGGAGGCCCUAAAUCUUUGGGUUACAGCAGAAACUUUGGCCACACCAAAGGUUUACUGCUGUGGAGCAAAAUCCAGGGAUUCUGGCUGAUUCAUUCUAUUCCCCGAUUUCCUCCACUUCCUGAAGAAGGCUAUGAUUAUCCAUCCACAGGAAGACGGAAUGGACAAAGUGGCAUCUGUAUCACUUUCAAAUAUAACCAGUAUGAAACAAUAGAUUCUCAGCUCUUGGUCUGCAACCCAAACAUCUAUGGUUGUUCCAUCCCGGCCACCUUUCACCAGGAGCUCAUCCACAUGCCCCAGCUGUGCACCAGGUCCGGCCCAUCUGAGAUCCCAGUCCGGUACCUUACCACACUUCAGUCAGCCCAAGGAGAAAGCUUCCUCCAUUUUGCAAAAUCCGAUUCAUUUCCGGAUGACAUCUUGGCAGGCUGGAUGGCUCAACAGUUAAGGACACACUUGCUAACAGAAACCUGGCAGCGAAAGAGACAAGAGCUUCCUUCAAACUGCUCCCUUCCUUACCAUGUCUACAAUAUCAAAGCCAUUAAAAUAUCUCGACAGAGUCAUUUCAGUUCUUACCAGGACCACGCCAAAUGGUGCAUUUCCCAAAAGGGCACUAACAAUCGCUGGACAUGUAUUGGAGACCUAAAUCGGAGCCAGCAGCAAGCCUUCAGAAGCGGAGGAUUCAUUUGUACCCAGAAUCGGAAUAUUUAUCAAGCAUUUCAAAAACUAGUUUUGUAUUAUGAGGACUGUGACUAA
Messenger RNA from Fukomys damarensis (Damara mole-rat), 1077 nucleotides. RefSeq names its product deoxyribonuclease 2 beta (gene Dnase2b). Gene Ontology annotation, molecular function: deoxyribonuclease II activity. Gene Ontology annotation, biological process: apoptotic DNA fragmentation. The coding region runs from base 4 to 1077 and encodes 357 amino acids. NCBI's taxonomy places the organism in Eukaryota, Metazoa, Chordata, Mammalia, Rodentia, Bathyergidae. The record is from RefSeq and is a predicted model, not a curated record. The transcript has 6 exons.